GGUCGCUCUUUACAUAGUACAGCCCUACAGCUAACAGCAACUUGUCUUUUUGACCUUUAAACUGCAGCCUGCGACCUUUUACUUUACAACUUGAACCUAUAAAGAAGAGAUGCCGUAAGAUCUGGAAUACUUACAAUUCUCAACCUUUAUUUACUGAAAUUUCUAUGAGUUUGCGUGGUCGUUGUACAUUAGUUAUCUACUUAAAAGCAACGCUCAAUCAACCUGUAACGACUGCCUCUUAAUUGUAAUACCGUAACGAUGGAUAUGCGAAACAACCUCUUCGGCAGAGGGCCCCGUGGCGGAUUGCCCGGGCGCCAGGUCCAACAAGACCAAGGCGGCUACAGCCAAGUCCCCCAAAACCGACCACCACGAGACUACACCGGCCCUCCUGAAUACGAUCCCCGAGCCGCCUACGGUGCGCCGGCGCCGUCGCCAGGAUACGGCGGGAACAAUAUGCCGCCUCAACAGAGGAACACUCGACCUAGCGCCCCUGCCGGCAGGCCGGUCCAACUUAGACUAGCAAAAUUAGAGAAGGGCGACAUGGCCCAACAGUACAUCUUCAGCAACCUCUGCGCCGUUUCCCCCCAAGACUUCCCUCCUGAUCCGUACGGCAAGGACCUACAUAUUAUAUUGAACGGAAACUUCGUCGUGACCGCUCGCCCGACCGAGUACAUCCCACCCGGCUGCAUAAGUCUGUCCGACCCGCAGCGAACAUGGUGCGGAAUCAGUAUGACAGACGUCGUUAUUGGCGAGAGAUACGACCAUAAGGUUCCCCUCGGCGCUAUGGAUAUCGAGGUCGGGUUCGCGUCCCAGAGAAAGGUCACAGAUGUACCAUACGACCAAGACGAACUUGCAGACAAUUUCACCAAAAUGUUCCAGGGUCAGAUCUUCGCCCCUGGUCAACGGCUGUUGAUGGAUUACAGGGGAAUACCACUCAUGUUCGUCAUAAAGACGGUCCAGCUGCUUGAACUGCUCGGCGGCGAGAAAGGCGAGUCUGGCGAAUCUUCCUCGAGCCCUAAUACGCGGGGUUUGUUGGUAGCGGAGACCUCUGAGAUCAAUUUCUUUAAAGACGCCAAGAACCCUAUCAAGCUGAAGGGCUCGACGAAAAGACCUGCCACUAACGCUAUCCUCCGACCGGACUUCAAGUUCGCUGACAUGGGUAUCGGUGGUCUCGACGAUGAAUUUAGUACCAUUUUCAGACGUGCUUUCGCAUCUCGUGUCUUCCCCCCAGGUCUAGUUGAGCAGAUGGGCAUUUCUCACGUGAAGGGUGUCCUGCUGUACGGCCCGCCGGGAACGGGUAAAACGCUCAUCGCUAGACAGAUCGGCAAGAUGCUGAAUGCUAGGGAGCCGAAGAUUAUCAACGGCCCGGAAAUUCUAAAUAAAUACGUGGGUCAGUCGGAAGAGAACGUCAGAAAGAUGUUCGCCGAUGCGGAGAAAGAGUACAAGGAGAAGGGCGAGGAGAGUGGCCUACAUAUCAUUAUCUUCGAUGAACUGGAUGCCGUCUGCAAACAGAGAGGGAGUGGGUCCGGGGGUACUGGUGUCGGCGACAGUGUCGUCAAUCAGCUUCUGUCGAAACUGGACGGAGUGGACCAGCUUAACAAUAUCUUGCUUAUUGGUAUGACCAACCGGAAGGACAUGAUCGACGAUGCGCUAUUGCGACCGGGGCGUCUCGAGGUGCAUGUGGAGAUUUCGUUGCCGGAUGAGCAUGGCCGAAUACAGAUUCUAAAUAUCCACACUUCUAAAAUCAGGGCUAUCAACAAACUUGGUGACGAUGUCAGCCUAGAUGAGCUUGCCCACUUGACCAAGAACUAUUCAGGUGCUGAAAUCGCUGGUCUCGUCAAAGCAGCUCUGUCGUAUGCUUUUACCAGGCAUACAAGGCUCGGAGAUGUUACCGGUGUUAGCGGUAAUCCUCAAGACGUGAUGUUGACGCGGGCCGACUUCAUGAGGGCGUUAGAAGACGUCAAGCCAGCCUUUGGUGUAUCGGAAGAAGAAUUGAGCGGCGCCGCGCCGUAUGGAAUCAUUGAUUAUAGUCCGCAUAUCCAGUCCAUCCUCUCCACUGGUCUUAGCUUCGUCCAGGCCGUCCGAACAUCUGAGAAGUCUCCUUUGUUUUCCGUCUUGGUUCACGGCCCCCACGGAGCUGGAAAGACUGCAUUGGCAGCAGAAAUUGGGCUGAAGUCCGAAUUCCCGUUCGUCAAGUUGGUUAGGCCGAUCGACGUAGGAACCAACGAAGGUGCUAAGCUCGAGCAUCUGCGGCGAACAUUUUCUGAUGCUUAUAAAUCCGCCCUCUCUAUCGUGAUUCUAGACAGCGUCGAGAAGAUCAUCGACUGGAACCCGAUUGGCCCCCGGUUUUCCAACGCGGUUGUACAGUACUUAGGCGCCGUGCUCGAGACCCGCCCACCCAAGGGCCGUAGACUUCUGAUCAUUGCCACGACAAGUCAACGAUCUAUGCUCGACCAGCAUGGAGUGUUUGCGUGGGACAGAGAGAUCGCAGUACCAGCUGUCAAAGACCACCGUGAGCUCCAGGCCCUGCUGGCCGCAUCGGGCAAGUUCAAUGGCCCUGUCGAUAUCAACGAAGCUCUCAACGAGCUACAAACCCUGACGGGCGGCCAAGAUGUUGGUAUUGGUGUCAAGGCCGUGUUCUCGGCGCUCGAGACGGCGGCCGUAAGGGAUCCGAUGCCGAUAAGUUUGGCAGAGGAUAUUAGUGCCAUUAUGGCUGCGCGGAAUCCACAAGGAUACUAGGAGGUUUGUUCUGA
Messenger RNA from Annulohypoxylon maeteangense, 2753 nucleotides. RefSeq names its product AAA-domain-containing protein. The record is from RefSeq and is a predicted model, not a curated record. Gene Ontology annotation, molecular function: ATP binding; ATP hydrolysis activity. The transcript is spliced from 4 exons. Gene Ontology annotation, biological process: Golgi to plasma membrane protein transport; SNARE complex disassembly; intra-Golgi vesicle-mediated transport. Bases 259 to 2739 code for a protein of 826 amino acids. NCBI's taxonomy places the organism in Eukaryota, Fungi, Ascomycota, Sordariomycetes, Xylariales, Hypoxylaceae. Gene Ontology annotation, cellular component: Golgi stack.